Molecule: messenger RNA, 1238 nt
Organism: Xylaria bambusicola
Lineage: Eukaryota; Fungi; Ascomycota; Sordariomycetes; Xylariales; Xylariaceae
Product: DUF985 domain protein
Exons: 3
Coding region: 395-898 (167 amino acids)
Cellular component (GO): intracellular anatomical structure
Source: RefSeq, a predicted model, not a curated record
AAUUCGUGUGUUACCUACAGUAGGCUCCACGAUACAAAUCAAUCAAUCCCUUAGCUACCCCUCCAUUCAUGAGUUUUGUUUCUUGAAAACAGCUUCUUUUUUCGUCCCGUGACUUGUCAAAAAACAAUACGCACAGUUUCAUACAAUCCACAAAGCACUUCAAGUAUAAAAGAAGCGAAAAAGAAAAGAAAGAAAAAGUUUGAAGUUAGAAUAAGCUACAGUAAUUUGUUCUUUGCGCACUCCUGUGUCCAACCCCGCUCCUCUGCCUCUUACGCCAUCUGAGCUCUCGCUAUACACAUUUUACAUACCUGACCUACUUCGAAGCUGUCUACAUAUCUACCUCAUCCAACUUACCACGAACUCAGUGUCAAAAAGUACCUACUGUGUAGUCAGGAUGUAUUCUUCGUCCCAACUAACAGCAAAGCAAGUCAUCGCGGCGCUGAACCUAACACCGCAUCCCGAAAAGGGGUUCUACAUCGAGACAUUCCGGGACACCAACGGCACUUCCACUUCCACUUCCGCGGGGGAUGAAACUACUCCCACUACCCGCCCCCACAGCACAUGCAUCUACUACCUCCUAGAAGGCGAGUCCGGGCUCUCGCACUGGCACCGCGUCCUCGACGCCGUCGAAGUCUGGCACUAUUACGCCGGGGCCCCCCUCAAGCUAUCCCUUGCCUGGGACGACGGCACGCCCGUACGAGAUGUGGUGCUGGGCAAUGACUUGGUUGGCGGUGAAAGACCCCAGGUCGUCGUGCAGAGGGGCGAGUGGCAGCAUGCGAAGUCCCUAGGUGAAUGGACCCUCGUGGGAUGUACGGUUGCCCCUGCGUUCGUGUUUGAGAGCUUUGAGAUGGCGCGGGAGGGGUGGGAGCCUAAUGGGGAACAGAGGGAGGAGGAAUGACUCGCGAGGAGGAAAGCGGGUUGCUUUCCCGUGGCUAGGUUGGUGGUGUCGGCUCUUGUUGAGAGAGUGAGAAAUGCGCUGUCGCGGCCUGUUAGAGGGGCUGGCUAGGUGUGCGUGUUGUUUUUGCUGACGUCUACCUCUCUCUGUUUUUCAUGGGGUGAUUUGCUCUCUUGCGUUGUUUACAUAGCGAUGCCUUGUUAGCGGAUUCAAGCUUGAUUAGCCCAUUCAAGCGAAAGCAAUGUUUUAUUUCACGUAUUCUUUUUCCAGUGUAAAAUGCAUCUUGUUCGAGCUUUGGAUAUUGUGUGAUCAUUGGCAAGCGAAAAGGUAUAUCUUGGGGUAU